Molecule: messenger RNA, 2166 nt
Organism: Menidia menidia (Atlantic silverside)
Lineage: Eukaryota; Metazoa; Chordata; Actinopteri; Atheriniformes; Atherinopsidae
Source: the annotation of a GenBank genome assembly
UUCUUUUUUCUUUUUUUUAUUCAUGCAUAUUGUCCAUCAUGACCUUCCGUAGGUUUUCUAACAGUUCACGUAAUGCAUUGUGGGUAGGUCAGGAACAGAGAGGACGCCAUGUGCUAUUGAGGCAGGGCUGCGGGAAGAGGACCUGGCUGUGACAAUUUCGGACUCGGUUGCUGUUGGACUGGUGUAAAUAAGCUCUAGUUGACGUUAGCAUGUACUGUACCAGACGCUGCCUCCGGACCGCGCUGCGGGCCGCCGCCAACACGCACCGGGAACAUAUUCAGCGGCAGGUUCCAGCUUCAUGCGCUCUCAGACUUCUCAAAACAAGUCCUGCCACUCAUUCAGAAGCCAUCGCCAGCCCGCCGCUAGACGGAGCCCCCAAACAGUAUUCCCCCAAAAUCCAGCAGCUGGUCAAUGACAUAGCUAGCCUUACUCUGUUAGAGGUGUCGGACCUCAAUGAGCUCCUCAAGAAAACUCUGAACAUUCAGGAUGUCGGAAUGAUGCCAAUGGGGGCAAUGGCUGCUUCCGGUGUACCUGCAGCUCAGGCCACAGAAGAGGAGGAGGCACCAGUUAAGAAAGAGAAGACUCACUUCACAGUGAAAUUGACAGAAUUAAAUGCAGCAGAAAAAGUAAAGCUUAUAAAGGAAGUCAAGAACUGCAUCCAAGGCUUGAAUCUGGUGCAGGCUAAGAAACUAGUGGAGUCUCUUCCCCAGGAAAUCCGGGCCAACGUUUCCAAAGAGGAGGCAGAGAAACUGAAAGCAGCACUGGAGGCAGCAGGAGGCACCGUGGUGUUGGAGUAAAUCUGUGCACCAGCGUGCCCACCCGUUCUGCCAUUGUGCUGCUCAUGCACUUCAUCCUUCAUAAAGUUAUUUCUUUUUUUUACUUGAUGACGAGGAGGAAUCUAACGGUAAAGGAAACGAAAAUGCCUUCUUCCAUCAGUACCACCUCCCAGCAGCGUCCAGUGGGAUGGUACAACGAGUCAGACUGAACUUUCCAGGGACACAGCCUGAACAAAUGACCCCCCGAUGUUUGCUCGUGUGUUUGUUUCUUUCUGAUGUUUGUGUAGCAAACGAGCUACAAUUCUCCUGGUCUGGGUGCCGCACAAGUCGGUGAUAAAUCUGUGUAGGCUUUCCCUAUAGCAGCAUGGUUACAGAUACUAGGGAACACCAGAUACUGUAUCUAGCUCAGACAAUGGCAAGGCUGAGUCUUUAUUUUGCUCAUCAGUAAUGUGAUUAAAGUUGGAACUUGACUUUCUUCUUUUAUUUGGCAUUUAUUGAUUUUUGUGGUUGUGAUAAAAACAAACUUCAUAACAAAGAAUUGAAAGACCUCAUUAGACUGUGUUGUGUUGCUUUGCAGAGACUAGAAAUGAUACAUUUUUACUACUAAGGAACAUUUUAUCUUUCAGAUGACUUGACGUGACGUGAUGCCGCUGACCACUAGAGGUCACACUGCUUCUCUGGAAGAGAUGGUUUGAUAUAAAUAGUUAAUUUAUUUCCAAAGUCCAAUUUUAAUUCCUCCCUGUGGCCUUAAUCUUUGCUCUCUGUGGAGGUAGAGUGUCCCACUUGUGUUAGUGCUCAAGCAGUGCCUACUAUACCGCCUCCUAAAGGUGCACAAAAGUCUUUGAUUCAGGGUCACUGGAAAGGAAUUAAAACAUACUUUGUUUGAAGACAAACACAUUCCUGUCAUGAAGGAGAGGAGCAUCAUGCUAAACCUUAACAGUAGGAACGAUAAACUGCAGUUUGGUGGUAUUUUAAAAUGUUAAACCACCAGCUCUAAAAGAUUUUUGUGAUGCCAGUAUGUAGUUUGGUUAAUAAGUAUUUUAUAACCUGGAUGUCUCCACACUCCAGUUCCUGCUCAUUUAGUUUUCUUCAUUAAUCUGAAAGUGGAUAGAUCACCUGAUUGACACAGAUCCAGUUCUGCCUCAGCAGCUGUUAGUGUCCCAGUAAGAGCCACACUCCUUAAGAUGAAGGAACAAGUGUAACCUUUUCGACUGAAAUGUCAACACAAGUUUAAAAAUCCUCCGUUGUCAUUUGGAAGGUUUUGCUGUUGAGGCAUCUUCGGGGAAACAUUUGAAUGUGUAGAAAGACUAUAGAUGUUCACGAUCUAUUACUGUAUGUAUGUGUGCUGAGAAAUGAUUAUAAAACAGACACAAUGAUGAGCUCAGAGCUG